This is a messenger RNA of Penicillium maclennaniae, 1092 nucleotides long. RefSeq lists its product as uncharacterized. The record is from RefSeq and is a predicted model, not a curated record. The transcript is spliced from 3 exons. The coding region runs from base 1 to 1092 and encodes 363 amino acids. NCBI's taxonomy places the organism in Eukaryota, Fungi, Ascomycota, Eurotiomycetes, Eurotiales, Aspergillaceae. Gene Ontology annotation, cellular component: cytosol. Gene Ontology annotation, molecular function: pyridoxal phosphate binding; L-aspartate:2-oxoglutarate transaminase activity. Gene Ontology annotation, biological process: L-aspartate biosynthetic process.
AUGGCCGACUUUGAGGCAGACCCUCACCCAUGUAAAGUAUCUUUGAUUGCCGGGGCAUAUCGCGAAGAAAAUGGAAAGCCUUGGGUCUUGCCUACCGUCGAAAAGGCAAAAGAGCACCUCAGGGAAGCCACUCACGAAUACUUAGGCAUAGCAGGCUCACCAUCCUUCAUCAACUUGGCAAAGGAUCUCCUCUUCGGGCCUGUCGCAUCCCGCCUUGAAGAUAAUUGCGCAUCAAUUCAAACGGUGUCCGGUACAGGUGCAAACCACCUCGCAGCCACAUUCUUGGCUCGCCGCCUUCGCCCAAACCGUGUUCUGAUCCCCGCCCCAACAUGGAUCAAUCACAAGACCAUCUGGGAAACAGCUGGAGUGAAAGUUGCCGAAUAUCCAUACUACUGCUCUGCCACAAAGAAGAUUGAUAUCGUCGGAAUGCUGAAUGCCCUCGAUCAUGCUGAGCCCAACGAAGUCGUCAUCCUGCAAGCUUGCGCGCGCAAUCCCACCGGAGUGGACUUGUCAAAGUCACAGUGGGUGCAAGUCGCUGACCUAGUCCGACGAAAGAAGCUGUUUGUCGUCUUCGACAGUGCUUAUCAAGGCUUCGCGACUGGCGAUCUCGAAGGUGAUGCCUGGGCGAUUCGCCUUUUCACGGAGAAUGUCCUUGCAUUCGAUACACAUCCAGGGCUGUGUGUCACAGUCAUUCUCGAAGAAUUUUGGGCCGUACGUGAGUUAGUGGCGAUUGCGCGGGCAGAGUAUUCCAAUCCGCCGCGAUUUGGCGCAAGCAUUGUUGAAACGAUCCUUUUGGAUCAGGAUCUGAGAGCUCAGUGGAUAUCGGAUUUGGAAACGAUGAGCUCGCGGAUCCGGAGCAUGAGACGUGAGCUGAGGCAGAGGCUGGAGAAAGAGACGCAGCAUGACUGGGCACAUGUCGAGACGCAGAUCGGAAUGUUCAGCUAUGCAGGGCUAACAAAGGAGCAAGUUUCUCGGCUCAGAAGCGACUUCCACGUCUAUUUGUUGCCGUCAGGUCGGUUGAGCUUGUGUGGAUUGAAUGAGGGCAAUGUCCAAUACGUGGCACAUGCUAUUGGCGAAGUCACAAAGUCCUAG